ACAGUAAUAUAUACAAAGAAGAAGGCAGCUAAUUUUAAUUCCCGAUUAACCGAGACUUCAAAAUUUUUUGUGAAACUGCAUUAGUGGAAAAGGAUACACAUUAAAGUGUUUCGCGCGCAAUACGAUGAUCUUUCUGUUUCCUUCGGGGUUUGUGAUAACAAGUAUUCAACAGUAACAACAGAGUAAAAAAUAUUGUCAGCAUGUAACACGAAUGCAAAAUAGAUUAUCAAAGUCAAAUAUUUUCCAUUAAAACGCACGUGAUUCGAAAGUUCAACGGCAUUGUCUAAAAAGGUCUGUCAUUCUUGUGAUUGGUUUUUGAAUCGAGCAAACAUUGCGCACGCGUGCGCACCAGAGAAAUAGAGGGUGAUUCAAAUAAUUUUUUUGUGCAACACAUUUUAUUAAACAAAAUGAAUGAUUGUAAGUGGAGUCCAAGAAAUAAUACCUUGAAAAGUAGAAGGAAUUCAAGCAAAGAGAAAGGGAAGACAAUGCAUAGACUUGUAAUAAAACCUCAUGAAACCGAAGAGGAAGCUAUAACUCGCAGAUUUCAUGAUGCGCAAAGAAUGGCAAGAUUUAGGGCUAGAAGAAAAAAGGCUUUGGAGGAGGCAAGAGCACUCGAGGCAUUAAAAUUUAAUGAGCUUUCACUGAUUACAGAACUGAAAAAAAGAAACAUGAUAUUUGAAACUAAUAAGUCUAUUGUCCAUGUAACAAAUAUUGAAAAUGUUCAAACAUUCUUGCCUACACAAAAAUCAUCCACUAUUGUACAUAUUACUUGUGGACAAAGUAGAUACUCUCAAUUAUUAGAAGUUAUCGAGGAACUGGGAAAAGAUAUUAAACUAUCGUAUGCUGGUAGUAAAACCUCAGCAGAAAGACUAAAAGCAGGCAUUACGCAAGCAAAAAUAUUAAUCAAAGAGUGCUUAUUGGAGACAGAAACAAGUUCGUGGCAGUAAUUUAUCUACAAAUCGGUAGAUUCCUUACGCAUCCCAUCUAAGAUACAAAUGAUACAACUCUUAAAACUACUGUAACAUAGAAAAAUAUAGAAAUUCUCCAGAAAUAUUAUUCUCUAAAUGAAUAAAGAACAGACAUCAUAUUCUAAAGCUUUGUUUGAAUAUAUCUUACAAGUUAGGUUAACAUCUGAAUAGAACAUGAGUGCAAACCAUAAAAACAGUAACAAUAAAAAAAGUUCAUUGACAUAAUAACAAUAAUGCUCCAUACAAAAACGAGUUAAAAUUUCAGGAUCGUUUAAAAAAUCGUCUACACAUCCGAAUGACAAUUUGAAUUUAAUAAACUAAUCGGUUUGCAAACAAUUUCUGUAUAUAUAAUAUUUUUCGAUUACCUUGAAGACACUAAUGGGUCCCGAACAUAUGAGUUCGAAAAAAUGUUGCAACUUGGAGGCAAAGCAUCAUGUAAAGUAAUAAUAAAUAUAAUAAAUUAUAAAUUAUUCUGAA
Megalopta genalis is the source of this 1445-nucleotide messenger RNA. NCBI's taxonomy places the organism in Eukaryota, Metazoa, Arthropoda, Insecta, Hymenoptera, Halictidae. The record is from RefSeq and is a predicted model, not a curated record.